AUGUCUCCAAAAAGGAUUCCUUCCGAGACCUCUCCGUUGCUGGGUCCCCAAAGCAAUGUCUCUACCACGGGGGCUAUCCCCAACAUUGGCCGUCAGGAUGUCGAGUCUGGCGAGCAGACUGUGCCGCCCCAGGGGGAGCAAGCCAAGGAUGCUUCCGAGGCGGGGAAGGGCCUGAGGUAUAUCAUUCCGGCUAUCUCUUUGGGAGUAUUCCUCUCCGCAGCCGACCAGACCAUCAUUAUGGCCAGUUAUGGGCAGAUCGGCAGUGACUUGGAGGCCCUCAAUCUGACCAGCUGGAUCGCCACCUCCUACUUUCUGACCCUGACGUCGUUUCAGCCGCUGUACGGCAAAUUGAGUGACAUCUUCGGUCGCAAAGCAUGUCUCUUAUUCGCAUAUGCCAUCUUCGGCAUCGGUUGCUUGUUCUGCGGUCUUGCGCAGAACAUUGAUCAGCUCAUCGCUGCACGCGUUUUCCAAGGUAUCGGUGGCGGCGGUAUGACCACCGUCGUGAGUAUCCUGAUGAGCGAUAUUGUUCCCCUCCGAGACCGGGGCGUUUGGCAGGGAGUGAUCAAUAUCAUCUAUGCGACGGGCUCCGGCAUAGGUGCCCCUCUUGGUGGUAUCUUAUCCGACUUCAUCGGCUGGCGAUGGGCUUUCAUCGCUCAAGUCCCCCUCUGCAUUCUCGCCUUCAUCGCCGUGACUGUCAUGCUCGACCUCCCCGCCCAGGAAGACAGCCACUGGAAAACGAAACUGCGCCGCAUCGACUUCCCCGGCGCCAUUGUCCUUGUCGGUGCAGUCUUUGGCUUCCUCCUUGGUCUGGACCGUGGCAGCAAUGUCUCCUGGACAAUGCCGAUUACCAUCGUUUCUCUGAGCGUCUCCACGGCUCUCUUCGCCCUCUUCAUCAUCAUAGAGGUCUUCUACGCGGCCGAACCCUUCGCCCCCGGCCAUAUCAUUUUCAACCGGACCUUCUUCGCCGCAUACGCAUGUAAUUUCUUCAGUUUCGGCGGCUGGCUCGCCGCCCUAUUCUACAUUCCUCUCUUCUUCCAAGCCGUAGACGGCGUCUCCGCCACCGUUGCUGGCGUGCGCCUUCUCCCCAGCAUUAUCUCCGGCGUCAGCGGCUCCCUCUUCGCCGGCUACAUCAUGAAAUGGACGGGCAAAUUCUACUGGCUCACCAUUGCCGCCUACACCGGCCUCACGAUAGGCCUUACCACCAUCUUCUUGGCCUCUGGCGCGGUCACCGAGAACACCACCAUCCUAGUACUAGGCAUGGUCGCCUGCGCCUUCGGAAACGGCAUCGGCGUGACCUCUACCUUGAUCAGUCUCAUCUCCAAUUCCACACCGGAAGACCAAGCUGUCGUCACAGCCUGCUCCUACCUCUUCCGCUCCCUCGGCUCCGUCAUCGGCCUCUCCCUCUCCUCAACAGUUGUUCAGCAACUCCUUCGCGAACGCCUGCACUUUGCCCUCCGUGACAGCAAAGACAUCGAUAAGAUCGUCGACGGCGUCCGUCAAAGUCUUGACUUCAUUAAGACGCUGGAUCCGACUACUGGGAAGAUUGUGCGUAGCUGUUAUGGCUGGGCCACGAAUAGGGGGUUCGCGUUCUUGGUCGGAGUUGUGUUUUGUGCGUUGCUUAGUAGUUUCUUUAUCAGGGAGAGGAAGUUGUCGAGGUAG
Molecule: messenger RNA, 1659 nt
Organism: Aspergillus niger
Lineage: Eukaryota; Fungi; Ascomycota; Eurotiomycetes; Eurotiales; Aspergillaceae
Exons: 6
Coding region: 1-1659 (552 amino acids)
Biological process (GO): basic amino acid transport; transmembrane transport
Cellular component (GO): fungal-type vacuole membrane
Molecular function (GO): basic amino acid transmembrane transporter activity
Source: RefSeq, a predicted model, not a curated record